AUGGCACCGCCUCUCGAACUGUCCAUACCCAGCACGAUUCUCUCGAGCGCUCCAAAUGAAAAACCCUACACGCUCUACAACAUCACAUUACGUCUCCCUCUUCGAACCUUCGUCGUCCAGAAGCGCUACUCCGACUUCGUGACUCUCCAUUCGGCGCUCUGCGCCCAAGUUUCCGAUGCUCCUCCUUCCCCCCUUCCCGCCAAAACAUGGUUCAAAAGCACCGUCAACUCUCCUGAAUUAACAGAAGAUCGUCGUCGCGGUCUCGAAACAUAUCUCCGUAGCAUUGCCGAAAAUCCCGAUCGUCGAUGGAGAGAAACGAGCAUUUGGCGACAAUUUUUAAAUCUGCCUAGUAAUAGUGGGAAUGGAAGUUUGAGUAGUGCGAGAGAGGGACUCAUUGCUGCGAAUCAGAGAGGUGUGGGUGGUAAUGCCGAGAUCAUGGCUGAUCCACAGGUUUGGUUGGAUGUUCAUCGCGAAUUGAAGGCGCAGUUGCAUGAUGCGAGAUUGUUUUUGGGGAGGAGGGAUGGUGCGAAUACCGCGGCUGGUCAGUAUGAGGCGGGCGCCAAUGCGAAGAGGUGUUUGGUGAAGGCUGGGGGGUUACUUAAGGAUUUGGAAGAUGGGUUGAAGGUUAUGGGGGAGGGGGAGAAGAAUGGGAGAGGGGAGGCAAGGGUUGGUGCAGGUGAAUUGAGGAGGAGGAGAGAUUUGUUGGGGAGUGCGAAGGUAGAAAAGGAGGGGUUGGAAAAAUUGGCCGUUACAUUGGCGAUUAAAAAUCAAGCAAGUUCGAGUUCUGGAAAUGGUAAUGCGGCGGCCACUCAAGCAGAUAAAAGCGCAUUAUUUGGACCAGGAGUAUCCCGACCCAGUGGAAGAGUUCUCGGCGCACCGGUUCCUGAAACGGAUAAAACGAGAGAAUUGGACAAUGAGGGCGUAUUACAAUUACAAAAGGAAAUGAUGCAGAAUCAGGAUAUGGAUGUGGAAGAACUAGCCAAGAUUGUGAGAAGACAGAAAGAAAUGGGAUUAGCUAUUCAUGGAGAAUUGGAAUUGCAGAAUGAGAUGUUGAAGAGAGUGGAUGAGGAUGCUGAUAGAGUUAAAGGAAAAAUUAAUAUUGCAAAGAAGAGACUUGGAAAGAUUCGUUAG
Sclerotinia sclerotiorum 1980 UF-70 is the source of this 1131-nucleotide messenger RNA. RefSeq lists its product as hypothetical. The transcript has a single exon. Gene Ontology annotation, molecular function: phosphatidylinositol binding. NCBI's taxonomy places the organism in Eukaryota, Fungi, Ascomycota, Leotiomycetes, Helotiales, Sclerotiniaceae. The record is from RefSeq and is a predicted model, not a curated record. The coding region runs from base 1 to 1131 and encodes 376 amino acids.